This is a messenger RNA of Coregonus sp. 'balchen', 2538 nucleotides long. The record is from the annotation of a GenBank genome assembly. Lineage: Eukaryota; Metazoa; Chordata; Actinopteri; Salmoniformes; Salmonidae.
AUGAGCCUGUCAUGCUACAGAGACAAGAGGAGCCUGUCAUGCUACAGAGACAAGAGGAGCCUGUCAUGCUACAGAGACAAUAGGAGCCUGUCAUGCUACAGAGACAAUAGGAGCCUGUCAUGCUAUAGAGACAAGAGGAGCCUGUCAUGCUACAGAGACAAGAGGAGCCUGUCAUGCUACAGAGACAAGAGGAGCCUGUCAUGCUACAGGGACAAUAGGAGCCUGUCAUGCUACAGAGACAAUAGGAGCCUGUCAUGCUACAGGGACAAUAGGAGCCUGUCAUGCUACAGAGACAAUAGGAGCCUGUCAUGCUACAGGGACAAUAGGAGCCUGUCAUGCUACAGGGACAAUAGGAGCCUGUCAUGCUACAGGGACAAUAGGAGCCUGUCAUGCUACAGGGACAAUAGGAGCCUGUCAUGCUACAGAGACAAGAGGAGCCUGUCAUGCUGCAGAGACAAUAGGAGCCUGCCAUGCUACAGGGACAAUAGGAGCCUGUCAUGCUACAGGGACAAUAGGAGCCUGUCAUGCUACAGAGACAAGAGGAGCCUGUCAUGCUACAGAGACAAGAGGAGCCUUAAUAGCUACAGGGACAAUAGGAGCCUGUCAUGCUACAGAGACAAGAGGAGCCUGUCAUGCUGCAGAGACAAUAGGAGCCUGUCAUGCUACAGGGACAAUAGGAGCCUGUCAUGCUGCAGAGACAAUAGGAGCCUGUCAUGCUACAGAGACAAUAGGAGCCUUAAUAGCUACAGAGACAAGAGGAGCCUGUCAUGCUGCAGAGACAAGAGGAGCCUGUCAUGCUACAGAGACAAGAGGAGCCUGUCAUGCUACAGAGACAAGAGGAGCCUGUCAUGCUACAGAGACAAUAGGAGCCUGUCAUGCUACAGAGACAAGAGGAGCCUGUCAUGCUGCAGAGACAAUAGGAGCCUGUCAUGCUACAGGGACAAUAGGAGCCUGUCAUGCAACAGGGACAAUAGGAGCCUGUCAUGCUACAGAGACAAGAGGAGCCUGUCAUGCUACAGAGACAAUAGGAGCCUGUCAUGCUACAGAGACAAGAGGAGCCUGUCAUGCUACAGAGACAAGAGGAGCCUGUCAUGCUACAGAGACAAUAGGAGCCUGUCAUGCUACAGAGACAAUAGGAGCCUGUCAUGCUACAGAGACAAUAUGAGCCUGUCAUGCUGCAGAGACAAGAGGAGCCUGUCAUGCUACAGGGACAAGAGGAGCCUGUCAUGCUACAGAGACAAUAGGAGCCUGUCAUGCUACAGAGACAAUAGGAGCCUGUCAUGCUACAGAGACAAUAGGAGCCUGUCAUGCUGCAGAGACAAGAGGAGCCUGUCAUGCUACAGAGACAAUAGGAGCCUGUCAUGCUACAGAGACAAGAGGAGCCUGUCAUGCUACAGAGACAAGAGGAGCCUGUCAUGCUACAGAGACAAGAGGAGCCUGUCAUGCUACAGAGACAAUAGGAGCCUGUCAUGCUACAGGGACAAGAGAAGCCUGUCAUGCUACAGAGACAAGAGGAGCCUGUCAUGCUGCAGAGACAAUAGGAGCCUGUCAUGCUACAGAGACAAUAGGAGCCUGUCAUGCUACAGGGACAAGAGGAGUCUGUCAUGCUACAGAGACAAUAGGAGCCUGUCAUGCUACAGGGACAAGAGGAGCCUUAAUAGCUACAGAGACAAUAGGAGCCUGUCAUGCUACAGAGACAAGAGGAGCCUGUCAUGCUGCAGAGACAAGAGGAGCCUGUCAUGCUACAGGGACAAUAGGAGCCUGUCAUGCUACAGAGACAAGAGGAGCCUGUCAUGCUACAGGGACAAUAGGAGCCUGUCAUGCUACAGAGACAAGAGGAGCCUGUCAUGCUACAAAGACAAGAGGAGCCUGUCAUGCUACAGAGACAAGAGGAGCCUGUCAUGCUACAGAGACAAUAGGAGCCUGUCAUGCUACAGGGACAAGAGGAGUCUGUCAUGCUACAGAGACAAGAGGAGCCUUAAUAGCUACAGAGACAAUAGGAGCCUGUCAUGCUACAGGGACAAUAGGAGCCUGUCAUGCUACAGAGACAAGAGGAGCCUGUCAUGCUACAGAGACAAGAGGAGCCUGUCAUGCUACAGAGACAAGAGGAGCCUGUCAUGCUACAAAGACAAGAGGAGCCUUAAUAGCAACUAAACAAUACAACCUGUACAGAUGUUGCUCACAAUUUUCCUGCAUAGCAGGAAAUGCAAACUUGAGUUUUAUCACGGCCGGUUGUGAUACAGCCUGGAAUCGAACCAGGGAGUCUGUAGUGACGCCUCAAGCACUGAGAUUCAGUGCCUUAGACCGCUGCGCCACUCGGGAGCCCAGAUAUGGUUGUUAUGCUUUUCCAAAGCACACAAAGCUGCAUCUCAAAUGGCACUUUAUUCCAUAUAUAGCUAGUGAACUACUUUUGACCAGAGCCCUAUCAAAAGUGGUCAAAAGUAGUGCACUAUACAAGGAAUAGGGUGUAAUUUGCGAAUCCAAUAACAGUAUCGGACAUUUGUCUCUUCAGAUAAUGGGACAAUAACAGCUAUCUAG